AUGUCGAUUCAAUUUGAUUCUGUAAAUAAGUUUUUUCUGGACAGACAUAUUAAUUUGAAACCGGAAUGGCUUCAUUCCUGUUUGAAGUUUCUUCAAAAGCAUAAUGUAAGUUGCUUUUACUUAUAUCUUUGUCAAUUUUAGUUCAAUCCUUAUCGAAUUGCUUUUAGAAGAAGGUUGAACAUUUAAAUAACUAUGCAUAUGAUCAAUGGCUACACACGGACAUAAAGGAAUCUACAAAACCGUCGUUUCAACCGCCAGUUGGGAGAUUAUUUUCAAGUUAUGCUGUUCUUCAGGUACAUUUUUAGUUUUUUUGUUGGUUUUUAGGUACUUUUGAUCAAUCAACGGCUUUUAUUAGUGAUAUCAAAGUCUUGCGCAUUUUUUAUGCUAUAAAUCGAUGUUUUAUAGGUUGAAGCCGUUCUAAACAUAAGCAAAUCAUAUUACACACAGAUGCGUGAGAUCGAACACAACGAAAAUCACGAUUUGGACGUGGGAGCUGAACCGGAUGAUAAAAAUAACAGUGCUUAUUGGGAACAGAAGGUAAUUUCUUUAAUUUAAGUUAUUUUUGGAUCAUUUGUUUGUUUUUAUUUAAAAAAGUUAAAGUUAACAUAAAUUACGUUUAGCAACAACGUCGAAUGCUCAAAUUUGUGUUUUCUGAUGGUGUGAAAACAGUGAAGGCGAUUGAACACCUUUCAAACCCAUUGAUAUCUUCUAGUUUACAGCCUGGAGCAAAGGUAUUUGUUCUGAAAGGUUUUACGAAGUUUUUUUCUUGGUUUAGGUAGAUAGGUGUUACGGAUAAUAUAAAUUGAAAAAAUAGGUGUUAUCUCAAAUAAAUGGGUAUUGGAUAGCUAUAUUAUUGUUUUGCAAUAUUUUCUUUAUCAAUUAAGACCAAAAAGAGGUGUUUUAAGUUGUUUACUAGCUUGAAUAUUGAGUUAGAAGUUAGUGGACAUUAAGUUUUUCUUGUUUUCAAGGCUUAUUCAUGAACUUUUAGGGAUUUUAAGCAAAAAUAAAUUAUUUUUUCUAGUUUCGUAGAGAAAAAAGUUUUUAUUUUAGGUGAUAGUAACGAGAUGUCAAUACCGAGACCCGAUUAUGUUGUUAACGCCCAGAAACUGUCAGUUUCUUGGUGGAUAUGUGCCGAAAUUGGUGGAGAAGAACUGUGCAAAGGCUUUGAUUAAUCAAAUGCCAUUCAUGCAGAAUCGUAGUACUAAUAUUACAGUGCCACAGACUAAGCCUUUACCUCUCACGGCGUUGGAUCGGAAACGGAAGUUGGAUAGUGGUACUAAUGGGACUACUACGUAUAAUGGUACCAAUAAUGUAAAUGGUACUACUAUUGGUAUUAAUCAUCUAAACAACGCUCCAAGUACGAGUGGAUUGGGAAAUAGGCCGGCUUUUGGUGCUAAUGGUACUAGUACUACUACGAAUGGUACUACAAAUUCGAUGAGUACUAGAAGUAAUACUAGUACGAUGAAUAAUAGUACUAAUGUGGCUGUAAAUAGACCUACAACAAGGCCAGGACCUGUGGUUACUAUCAACAAGCCAAGUACAAGUAGUACGGUUAAUAAUCUGAAUGCUACAAAUGGUCCAGUUUGCUUGUCAGCUCAAUUAAAUGCCAAAAAUAAUGCGAAUCAGCCCAGUACUAGUGGUUUCAAGCCACCGGAGACGCAGGUAAGAUAGUCUUGUCAGGUUUUAAACUGUAAAGAAAGUUUUUGCUAUUUUGAGUUUUGGAAAGAAAGUUCUUGCCAUUUUUUGUUCUGUAAAGAAAGUUCUUCGUAUUUUAUGUUUUGUAAAGAAAGUUUUUGCUACAAUUUCGUAAAUAUAUUGUUUUAGAAGCGGCCACAAAUCUCAGUUACAAUUAAUCGACGUCCUUCGUCUGUAAAUCGACCAACAACGUCUACUGCGCCGGCUCCGCAGGCUGCGGCCGAACCAGUGUGCAUUUCAAUGCAAUUAAAUAAUAAAACAAGGAAAUGUGCUACGACAGUACCACCAGCGAUUACUGUAAGAUUUUCGUUUUUUUGGACCUGGAAAGAAAGUUUUUGCUGUUUUAAUUUUUGUUUGACUUUGGAAAGAAAGUUUUUGCAUGUUUAAAAAAAUGGCAUUUUAUAAAGGCAUGUGAGACAAAAAACGGCAUUUUCAGUAUCUGGAAAGAAAGUUUUGCAGUUUUUUACUUUGGAAAGAAAGUUUUUGCAUAUUUUAAAAAAUGCCAUUUUAAAGGCAUGUAAGACUAAAAAUGGCAUUUUUAUUAUCCGUAAAGAAAGCUUUUGCAAUAUAAAUUAUGUAACUGCUUGGAAAGAAAGUUCUUGCAUAAAAAAUGAAAUUUCAGCCAAAUCCCCCAUCUACAACAAUAUCCGUGCCCUUGAACAAUACGAGACGAAUAAAUGCCCUGAAUCGACAGUCAGAUGUCCGGCCAGAUCCAAAAGACAUGCUAAAGACUCCACAUGGUACCAACUUGAGCAUGGACAACUUUGCCGUACCGAAAAGUGAGGUUAAGAAGCCUGCCAUUACUAUCACACCGCAAAAGCCAUAUGAGCCUAAAGGCAUUUUGAAGGUAAUUUUAGGCUUAUAUGUUGCCCUACGUACUUCUACUUGUGUCUCUACCCUUACCACUACCUUUAUCCACUUAAUUUUAACUUUUUUCAAAUUUUAGACCACCCCUUUAUCGAUAAAUUCCAAAGCCAACACCCCAACCUCAGCCAACUCCACCAGAAGCUCAUUAAUGGCCGACAGCAAGGAAUUUGCCUAUUCGUGUGAACACUGUAACAUCAGCUUCAAGGAUCGUGUACUGUAUCAAAUGCACUCGGGUUACCACGGCUUUAAAGAACCAUUAACGUGCAAUCGAUGCGGCUUCGAAGCCGCCACUUCGGUCGACUUCUACUCACAUUUGUACGGACAUUGA
Molecule: messenger RNA, 2890 nt
Organism: Bursaphelenchus okinawaensis
Lineage: Eukaryota; Metazoa; Nematoda; Chromadorea; Rhabditida; Aphelenchoididae
Source: the annotation of a GenBank genome assembly